Molecule: messenger RNA, 2827 nt
Organism: Pangasianodon hypophthalmus (striped catfish)
Lineage: Eukaryota; Metazoa; Chordata; Actinopteri; Siluriformes; Pangasiidae
Exons: 5
Coding region: 377-1255 (292 amino acids)
Biological process (GO): interleukin-15-mediated signaling pathway; positive regulation of ERK1 and ERK2 cascade; T cell activation
Cellular component (GO): external side of plasma membrane; membrane raft
Molecular function (GO): MHC class II protein binding; protein tyrosine kinase binding
Source: RefSeq, a predicted model, not a curated record
GUUAAGAAAAAGAAGAAAAGGAAGGAGGAGAAGCUGAAGCAGCAGCAGCAGGAGGAGGACGACGACGAGAAGCUACCGGCCCAGCGGUUGUAGUGGAAAGUUCCAGCAAUAAUUUGAAAAUACAAGAAAACAGCAAUCAUAAAGAACAGCAGAAGCGUGCACUUUUCGUUUCGUCAUUCAGGAAGUGUUUAAUAUCUGUUGGAGGAUAUUAACACGCGCACUAACAGACUAAAUCCGCAGACAAGCAGCAGAUAAACCCGCCGCUCAUUUCUCACAGGAGGACAGAAACACUGACAUACAGCACGCUUUCAGUAAGACUGUCAACGCUGUUAUAUUUUUGGCAGGUUAAUUGUGCAAGAACGUAUUCUUGACCAAUAUGAAGCUCACAGGUGUCCUCCUGAUGGUUUGUCUGUCAGUGGUGCAGCCCCAGACUUUUCCCGACAUAUCAGCCAUAGUGAAUGAACCUGUGACUCUACCAUGUACCUGCUCUGGGCAAAAGGUCAAGUGGAGCAUCUUCCAUCCCAGACUUACCAAAUCUUUCAUUGCUUCGUGCCACCAUGAGACGUGUCAGAUUGAUCAGCAUUUUCAGAAAAGAUUUUCAGUCUUGGUCGAUACCAGCAGAGGAAAUUUCUCCAUGAGCAUCAGUUCAGCUCUCUACAACGACUUUGGCUUCUACAGGUGCACCUGUAAUGGAAAAUCAGUUAGCGAAGUAAAACUAAAGGUUUAUGACCCUAGGAUUGUGAUGGUUUUUGAGGGGGAUAACGUCACCCUUCCAUGCUACGGAGACACUCGGCGUGACGCCAAGGAUGUACAGUGGAAGAAAGAUGGAAAAAAGUUGCUGGAGUACCUUUAUGGAAGUACCAAUGCCUCAGCAGGCAGAUUUAUGAUGUCAGAAGAAGGCUUUCUAGAUGGCGAUCUGUCACUCAACAUCAGUAAGGUUCACCUGUCUGAUGCUGGAUUUUAUCUGUGCCUUAUUCAGGGUGAAUCUCGUGAUGGAGACCCACGUGCUGUUCUACUAAAGGUGGAAGAACGCCAACCAGAGCACCAACCACCCACACCUCCCAACAGCUACAAACAACUAGCAGUAGGAAUAACACUAGGACUGCUCCUCGGAGGCAUCAUCGGAGCAAUUAUUUACUGUGGGAGAAGAUUCACACAACCUCAAGAUACGACAUCCACCAAUAUAGGAGCUCCUGUUCAAGAGGAGUUCCAAAUGCUCCCAAAGCCUUCUUCGACACUGCCAAUCCAGGACUAGUUCAUAGUUAACAAAGACCUGUCCCACUGCUUUGGAAAAUUUUCUUAUGAAGGGAAGCAAAAGUUGAAAAGCAAAAUGUAGAAAGCCAAUUUAGAAAUUCAGCAAAGCUGUAGGAGCGGCAUGGUGGUGCUUUAGCAUCCUUGUCUGUGUGUGGUUCUGCUUGUUCUGGUGUGCUGAUACUCCGGCUUUAUUUCAAUCAUUUUUGCGGUUCAAAUGAAAAGAAAUGUGAAAUCAGAAAGAGCCAGUUUUAUAUGCAGUAUGUGUAUCAGCUAUAAAUGCUUUACAUUUCAUUUUUAUACAUGUUAUAUAUAUUCGGUCUUUGUUGAUUAGAUGUUUGCUAACUUAUAGAACAGCCCUUAAGGCUGUUCUGACUUAUCAAGCUGUAUCUUUUUUUGAACUGAUCGAACUUACGUUUUUAUUGUAGCGGGCAAUCAAAAAUCCCAAAAACUGAAAGGAGGGGUAGUGUUUAGAAUUUUUGGGUCUCUCAAUAAUACUAAUAAUACUAAUAAGAAGAAGAAGAAGAAGAAGAAGAAGUAGCUUACUCAUAAUUAUGAAGUAGCCAACAUAAUUAUCAGCUUAUGUAGCUGUUAUGACCUUGGGUGGGGAAAAAAGAAAAAAAAAAACUGGAGAAGGCCUGCAGGAGUCACAUGUGAUGGUAUCUUUAAACACAAGAUCAGAAGAUCAAACAGGUGGAAUCAGGUGAGACUCCUGCUUGGUUGGAUUGAAACCCUGCACCCACACUAACAAAUUAUGGAUUCGACUGAGAAUAGCACACAAAUGCACAAAGCCCUGAUAGCCCUUUGCACUAACUUUUUAAAAUAAUCAAAGAAUGAAAAGACAUUACAAAAUAAAAUCUGUUUUGAUGUUUACAUAGCAAUACAUUUUAAGGUUGGCAACACUGGGGAAAAUGGGAGAUUUGACCACUUUCUUUUGUAAUGUUUUUUAACUAACAUUUAUUAUGUAUUAUUUAACUAACAAAUCUUUCUUUUUGGACAAAUUGUUAGUGGUAUAUAGUUUUUUUGUCGUUUUUAAACAGUUCAUGAAAUGUCCACUGAUUUACAAGGAAACUCUGCAUAUGUAACAGUCUGUUGUAAAAAAUGAAAGGUAACAUUUGUUUAACACAUGACAGUAUUUCACCUUUACUUUUGAAGGUAAACAUUAUUUUAUUUUAACAUUAUUUUUACAGUAAAAAUAACAGGACUGAUUUGCAAAAUAAUGUAUUCAUUAAAAUAACUUUUUUCAGUAUUAAUGGAGUUAGUACAAAUAGAAUACUUUACAUGUAUUUCUCACUCCAAAACGGAUUAUUUUUCUAAAGUAUGGGAACAAUUUUUCAAGUGCCUGAUGUCUCAGAUAUUAUGUUGGAUGAAUUUCAAUGACUGGAACCAUGUAUACCACCACUUCAGCUGGUGUCAAGUACACUUUAAUAUUCUGAAACUGCAUUUUGUGUUUUAAAAAUUGAAAUGAGCUGGUUUUAUUUUUUAUUUAUUUAUUUUUCUAUUUACCGUUUAAUAAAUGUUCUCUUUUUUUAUUGUUGGUGGUGGUGAAAAUACAAUAAAUAUAUUUUAAAAAUAA